This is a messenger RNA of Dimorphilus gyrociliatus, 1108 nucleotides long. NCBI's taxonomy places the organism in Eukaryota, Metazoa, Annelida, Polychaeta, Dinophilidae. The record is from the annotation of a GenBank genome assembly.
CAAAGUCAAGGUUAAAUCUCGCACGUGAGACAACUAUGUCAAGAAAACUAUCAAUUCUUCUAUUAAAUACUGCUUUCAAACGACACAUAUGCACAACAAAUAUACUUUUUAGUGGAUUUAACAAAGGGAAAAAGCCUUUUGAUCCAAGAUUUCCUAUAUCUACUAAAGAUGCUAGUCGAUUUAAAGAAGGCGGUAGUGAAUAUAUGGAACAACAAUUAGGAGAUACAGAAAAUACCCCCCAAUUGCAAGGGUAUAUCGAUGAGAAUGGAAAAUUUGUCCACGUCCCAGAAAUGGUUCCUGAGUUUGUUGUUCCCGAUCUAACUAAUUUCAAGUUAAAACCUUAUGUAUCCUACAAAGUUGAAGAUGUUAAACAAAGUGAGCUUACAGAAGAAAAACUAUUUAUCGCAACAAUGGGAAGAGAUAUUGUUAAUAAUGUUAAAAGUGGUAAAAUGACUAUUGAAGAUGUUGAAAAACUUUUAGAAAAACAAAAAGAAGAAUUUGAUAAAUCAAAAGAUACAAUUUUAUAAAAUUUUCUCUCAUUUUCUUCCAUUAAUAAUAAUACAAAACAAUUUAAUAUUUACUAAUGCAGAUUUAAGAUGGAAAAUUAUCAACUUCCGUUGUAAAGUCUCUUUAAACAAAAGUCUUUUAUCUCCUUUCUGAAUUAUGCUGUCGAGUACGGAGAAGCUGGCAUUUUAUUUCAUUAAUUCAAUUUUUGUUUCCUUUUACUCAUUCAUCUCUGUCUCUCUGUCUCUCUCUCUCUCUCUCUUGCUCGCUCGCUCUCUGCUAAUCUACUAUUUGACAUUGUAAACUAGGUACUUUCAACUAAAAAUAUGGAAAACAUAAGAAAACGAGGUUAAAACUUGAAAGAGGAUAAAUGUAAUGAUAUGACAAUAUGACAAGCUUAGCAUUAAAGCUCUAAAGUACGAAAAUCAUAAGAUACAAAAUACACCUAAUCAGAUUCAAAAUGCAAGAGUAAUAAGAUUACAAGAUGUUAUAGGAGUAUCUACAAAAUAUGGGAGGAAGAGGUAAAAGAAAAUAAAUUUUAGCAUGAAUAAGUACGAUAGCUCGUUUUAUAGAUUAUUAAAUUUUUUUCUAUGGUAUUAAUCGC